Prunus persica (peach) is the source of this 726-nucleotide messenger RNA. RefSeq lists its product as uncharacterized. The coding region runs from base 175 to 573 and encodes 132 amino acids. NCBI's taxonomy places the organism in Eukaryota, Viridiplantae, Streptophyta, Magnoliopsida, Rosales, Rosaceae. The record is from RefSeq and is a predicted model, not a curated record. The transcript is spliced from 3 exons.
AAGUUAAAUUGCAUUUGUUUACAAUGACUGACCUUUUAUUCCUCAAACCAGAUUUGGGCGUAUGAGGUAUUUCCAGCGUUGGCUGCACUACAUUUGGUGGUGCACGAAGAUAAUGCGUACAUCCCUCGUUUACUACAUUGGAGGAGCAAUAGUUCGCCGCGUUUUUAUGAGCUAAUGAGCCAAGUAUUCGAGAACCGUGAGGUUGAUGUGCAGCUUCUCCGGCCAUCUGUAAUGGACAAGCAGCAGCCGUAUUGGACUUGGGGUGACAGUGCUGACGACACUGAAGAACUUGUUGACUUGUUGGGCGAUGACGCUGAACAAAAAACCGGUACUUCUGCCUCUGUAGAAGAAAAAGAUGAGGACAUUGACGAAACUGCUAGCCUUCCGUCGUCUUCUAAGGGUACAGUCGCGUCCACUGAGUUACGUACUUUGAAGCGUGACUUUCAAAGGACAAAGGAUGAAUUGGCCAAAGUUGCCAAAUCAAAUCGAGCGCUUCGCAACAGAGUGCAUCAGUUGGAAGACAUGGUACGGAAGGAGUCAUUGAAAGUUGAAAGAGAGUUGGAAAAAAAAUAAAAAGUGUGUGGAGGAUUUCCGCAACACCCUGGCUUCAAUGGAGCAUUAUUUUAAGGUGGAGAUAGAGCAACUGAAAAUACGAAAUCGUGGGGUGAAUGAAGGUGGGGAAGGACAUGAGGACCUCGGUAGUCCUCAUAUGAAUGAAGGAGCAGC